AUGCAGUUUGUCAUCUACACUCCCUCUAAUCCUGAACCCAAAACGGCCCUGAAGUUCCCUGACCAGUUUGGACCCCCUCUCACAACCACUUUCCCAUCACUGCCCCCCGGACCCCCAUCUCCACACCAUGCACACCCGCCUCCAAGCCUGCCCGCUCCUCCUGGCUCUUUCCCUCUUUUCCCAGUUCCCGGACGUCUGUCAUCUGUUCUACAAGACGUUCCCACACUCCCUGGGCUAUCGGCAUCGCAUACAUUGCCAGCCCGCCCACCCUCUGUGAUCCCAAACUACCUCCCCUUCAAAGGUGGGGGAUGGAGAUCAGGCGGUGGCGGCCUUGAGGGCCCGUUGAACGACUUCGAGAUGGCAUUUAUUGAGAAUGGUAUCGUCGACGCCCUCGAGAGUCAGGCGGAGUCCAUUGUGGAUUGCACUGCUGGCACUGCUACCCCUUCCAAUGACGCUCCUGACCAUCAUCUGCAGCUGCUGGUCCCCCAAGAAUUCUGCGAAAAUGAAGGGGCCAUGGAAAUCAAUGACAGCCAACACGAACCGCAGAGCGUCCGACCGUCAGGAAAUCCCACGCUGUUGCCGCCGAGGCUAUCCGGCCUGGAAGCCGGUGAUAGCAGUGUAACAGUCGGCAUUGAGAUGGUAUCCAGCGGUCGACCUGGAAAUCCCCCUUGUUCUUCCACCGAAAGCACGAGCUCAACCGAAUCCAUGGUCACAUGGGAUUCUCCAAGGUCCGUCGGGAGGGAGAGAUCCUGCCGGCUCCCCGUUUCGAGGCUGAGGUCGAACCGGUCGGCCGUCCAGAUCAUGGAGGCUGUAGUGAUCCGGGCCUCCUCUAGUCGUGAUCAAUGGACCUCAAAAACAUCGGCCCUUGAACCCGACAUUCAGCAUGGCCGGGCGGCGCCACGGUCGACCCGGGCGAGCAAACCAUCAACGAGACACCGGGCUCACAGGUUUCUUCGCAGUCAUCCUAUGCUGCCCGCGACCAGCCGUAGUCGCGAACAGCGGACGCACCCUGCCGAUGAUUCCUCGCGAGAUUUGGGUCGGGACGAGCCACUGAGUCGGCGUACCCGCCGGACCACUCGAUGGCUCGGAGGCGCCCGCCCACCCAGCCCGAGCGACGGCAGUGACACCAUUAGUGGCUCAGACAACGAUUAUAACCCAGACAAAGUUGCAAAUCGACCGUCAAAGCGACGCAGGACCUGCGCGUCACCACCUUUACCGCCCCCGCUACCGGCCAAUCAGACACCCAGUCAGCGGCUGCUUACCCCUGAACUUAUCUCUGCGCUGGUUUCCGCCAUGACGCAAAAACUUCUUGAGACUUUAAGGGGUCCUCCGCCCGCCGCUCUGGCAGCCGCACGAUAUCCCCACUCAUCGACCGAUGACGCGACGUCAAAGGUGAUAACCAGGAAGAGGGCCCGAUGGAAUCAGAAAGACGAUGACCUGCUGGAGCGCCUCCGGGCCCGCGGCUGGAGUUGGUGGGAGAUCAAACAACAGUUCCCAGGCCGAACGUUACCCGCUCUGCAGCAGCGACACAUGAAGCUUCAGGCGAUGGGAAAUGGUCAGUGCCCCAAAGAUGAGUGA
Molecule: messenger RNA, 1578 nt
Organism: Ophidiomyces ophidiicola
Lineage: Eukaryota; Fungi; Ascomycota; Eurotiomycetes; Onygenales; Onygenaceae
Exons: 2
Coding region: 1-1578 (525 amino acids)
Source: RefSeq, a predicted model, not a curated record